AGGAAGAAAUUCGCCGGCGGGUCAGACCGCGGUAUAAAAGCGUUCCGUCGCUGAGCUUCAAACAGGUGCUGUCCACAGAGGGCUCGGCAUGGGAUUUUAAAACUUGUCGUCUUGUGGUGGAUUUUCAUACGGCGGCUGGUACCGGUGGUGUUGUUGGAUUACUUGAAAACUUGACGGUGUCUUCUCUGAAUAUAUUUUUUUAACAGAGCUGCAGUCAAUGAUGUAGAGUGAGCUCCCCUUUUUGUUGCUGCUCCGCUGCUAUGGCAACUAGCGAGGUCAUUAGGUGUAAGACGAUGAAUGGUGGUGAUUUCCACGGAUCAACAGAAGGUUGACUUAAAGAUAAGAUAUCACCUAAAUCCCAAUCAACAAUUUGGCACACAAACUCAAAGGAAGCUGAGUAACAAAGGGGAAUAAUUCGUUUACAAAAAAUAAAAAUCAAACAGAGUUGUCUUUCUUGGAUGUUUAUACAAGAACAGGUGGAAGAUUUGUGUUAAAACAUUUGUGAAUUUUGUUUACUUUAAAAAAAAGUCGGGGAUUUUUUUUAUUCUAUUUAUAACAAUGCCGGACAUAACACACAAUUUCCGAAGCACCGGCAUUGGAAGUGUACGAUACUUGGCUAUUUGGGUGGUCGCCGUGACAAGUUUAUGCCAAAUUCAAGCGGUGAGCGGAUAUUACAACCCCCUGAAAUGUGGGGUGUGUCACGUGGCCAAGUGCCCGGAACUGCACUACUGCGAGGGUCAGCCCAUCAAGGACCACUGUGGCUGCUGCACCAUUUGUUCCUCGUCCAAGUUCCAGCCACACGUCGUGAUAUCACACAUGCCAGAAGCGGCCAGCCCAUGUGAUGAGAAGAAAUGUAAAAAGAUGGAAGUGUGUGUAGAGAACAUGCAGGGCCUGCCGCUGUGCGAGUGUCCGACGCCGUACGUGUGCCGGAGAGCCAAGAUCCGGGAGAUGUGCGGCACGGACGGCAAAACCUACCCGUCUAGGUGCCACAUGAAAAUCGCAUCUUGUAACGAAGGGAAGGUCGUGAGGAAGAAACACCGAGGGCCCUGCUCGGAGGAGGAGGUGAGCUACGUGGAGAAGAGACUGAAGAAGAACAAGACAUUGAGGAAGAGACAGAAACAGGAGGACCUGGAGGCGGAGGAGCUGAAACGCGAGAAGAGGAGAAAGAGAAAAGAGCGCAGGAGGCGGAGGAGAAAGAGCGGGAGGGCUAACAACGGUAAGACGAGACCGAGACGCCACCGUGGAAAGAAUCAGCAGAACGUGAAGACUUUUGAAGAGACUUUUCCUGAUUAUAGCUGGAACUCGAGUUAGUUUUUUAGGGCGCGUUUCGGUGUUUUUUUUUUUUUUUUUGCCCGUGUCGAUUCACUUUUGUUUCGGAAUUUAGCUUAACACAUGAGUAUCAUUCAGUAAAAUGUAGUGUGUACUGACACCAGUCCGUUCAAAAGUGUAACACGUGUUAUGUGAACUAUGGAAUUGUGAUUUUAUUUUUCUUUGUAAAGAAUUGUCUACACACAAAAUGAUGACGCUGAUGAGUCAUUCUAUUCUGUAAAUGUAAUUAAUUUUUAUAAUUAAUUUUAUUUUUCUCCGUGUAGUGGUGUAAUUUGGUAGAAGUUUGGUGUAUCAAACAGAGGAAUUUCAUUUUUUUAUUCAAACAUGGCUUUGUGUUCGAGUAGUAAAAUAUGUAUGUGAAGUAGAGUUGAUCAGGAGGGUUUGUGUGUGUUGUCUUGCAACUACGAGGCAAAAACACAGCAACACAGUACACAAACUUCCCAAUGUUCAGAAGAGAGUGGAGCGGGUGGUGGGAAGGAGGGGAUUUCCUUAAGAUUUUAGAUGUCCUCAAAUAUUUUCAAGAUCUAUGUUGUUUUUUUUGUUUGGGUCUCCUUUGAGUUCCUUGCAGUACAGCAAAUCCAGAAUGACGGUAGAAUAUUCUAGGAGUUAGUCUCCAGGCAUGGGGUGACUAAAGGAAGAGACUUUUCUCCCCGGGCGGUACUUGUAUUCAUACACACAGCUCUACGAACAGUAUAUAUAUAUAUAUAUAUAUAUAUAUAUAUAUAUAUAUAUAUAUAUAUAUAUAUAUAUAU
Messenger RNA from Physella acuta, 2081 nucleotides. RefSeq names its product SPARC-like. The record is from RefSeq and is a predicted model, not a curated record. Lineage: Eukaryota; Metazoa; Mollusca; Gastropoda; Physidae. Gene Ontology annotation, molecular function: calcium ion binding; collagen binding; extracellular matrix binding. Gene Ontology annotation, biological process: anatomical structure development.